AGAUAGGGAAAACAACGAGGUGUUUCAUGACUGGAGUUUAACGGCUUGGUUUGCGUGUUUUCUCAGGAUCUUCGAGUUCGGUUCUGAUAUGGGCAGUAAAGCUUUACCGGCGCCGAUCCCGGUGCACCCGGCGCUGCAGCUCAACUACUCGCUCCUGCAGACGCUCAACACGUUCCCCGCCGCCGUGGAUCAUCUGUACGGCCUGAGCUCGCUCCAAACCAUGCAGAUGAACCACUGGACUCUGGGCUACCCGCCCGUUCAGGGCCUCGUGGACCCGCGCUUCCCGUUCACCGCGGCUCUUCCGUUCGCCGCGCACCUCUUCCACCCCAAACACGGGUCCGUGACGCGCGUCGCUCCCGCGCUGCACAAGGAGAGACCCAGGUUUGACUUCGCGAACCUCGCGGUGGCGGCCACGCAGCAGGAUCCGCCCAAACCGGGCGAGCUGUCCAAACUGAGCGCGGAGCUGGCCAAACUGUCCCCGGACCGAAAGCCCGCGCGCGGCAGACUGCCGUCCAAAAGCAAAAAGGAAUUUAUUUGUAAGUUUUGCGGGAGACACUUCACCAAAUCCUACAAUCUACUGAUCCACGAGCGCACGCACACCGACGAGCGACCGUACACCUGCGACAUCUGCCACAAGGCCUUCAGGAGACAAGACCACCUGCGAGACCACAGAUAUAUUCACUCCAAGGAGAAACCCUUCAAAUGUCAGGAGUGCGGGAAGGGAUUUUGUCAGUCACGAACUUUGGCGGUUCAUAAAACCUUGCACUUGCAGGAAUCUCCUCACAAAUGCCCCACAUGCGGAAGAACCUUUAAUCAAAGAAGUAACCUGAAAACUCACCUUCUCACCCAUACAGACCUCAAGCCCUUCUCCUGCGGCCGCUGCGGGAAGCUGUUUCGGCGCAACUGCGACCUGCGACGCCACAGUUUGACACACAGCCCACAGCAGGACUACUAACUAGUGAACUAACGAGUGCUCUCGACACUCUGUUCAGGCGGACUCAUGUUUGAUGGACUCGCUUGCACCCAAACAGACUCUGUGAACUCAUGUAAAUAAAGUUUUUAUUGUUAUUUUUAUUAUCACCUGCAUCUGAACUCAACGCGUUUCGAUCUGUGUUCACAUCUGGGAGAAUUCAUCGUGUAAAUAAAGCGGCUGAUCUCCUCACACGAGCACAGGAUUAAUCCACUAUAUUUGAGUCAAAGACAAUAAAAUAUGAUUGAGAAGAGACGGACACAAUUCUGCUUUAAUAAAAGAGCUAUCUUUUUUCAAACGGCGACUGGACUUUUGUGUAAAAAAAACAAACUUCAAAUGUUCCCCUUUUUACAUUUUGUAAUAAUAAUCUUUUAUUUUAUUAGAAUUAAAUGUCCCGACAUGGUUAUAUAAUUUUAAUAAUUAUAUAUAUAUAUAUAUAUAUAUAU
Carassius gibelio (silver crucian carp) is the source of this 1416-nucleotide messenger RNA. Its product is annotated as protein odd-skipped-related 2-like. The transcript is spliced from 3 exons. The record is from RefSeq and is a predicted model, not a curated record. Gene Ontology annotation, molecular function: RNA polymerase II transcription regulatory region sequence-specific DNA binding; DNA-binding transcription factor activity, RNA polymerase II-specific. Gene Ontology annotation, cellular component: nucleus. Gene Ontology annotation, biological process: embryo development; urogenital system development; regulation of transcription by RNA polymerase II. The coding region runs from base 89 to 955 and encodes 288 amino acids. NCBI's taxonomy places the organism in Eukaryota, Metazoa, Chordata, Actinopteri, Cypriniformes, Cyprinidae.